This is a messenger RNA of Eutrema salsugineum, 1512 nucleotides long. Its product is annotated as probable purine permease 11. Gene Ontology annotation, cellular component: membrane. The record is from RefSeq and is a predicted model, not a curated record. Gene Ontology annotation, molecular function: purine nucleoside transmembrane transporter activity. The transcript has 2 exons. Lineage: Eukaryota; Viridiplantae; Streptophyta; Magnoliopsida; Brassicales; Brassicaceae. Bases 156 to 1274 code for a protein of 372 amino acids.
CGUCGAAUCUCCCUAUUAAUAGCUGCCGCUUCUUCUCACCAACUAAGCGAAAGCUCGUUUGGAGAGUUCACGGAUCUUCGUGAACGACAUUGAAAUAUCUGUUUGGAUUAGUAAACCCUUUUCUUGAAUCUCUCUGUAUACGUUGUUUCUUGCAGAUGAGUUCUAUGUCAGAUAAUCAAGAACCAAUCUUGGUGAAGGAGGAGAGUGUGGAAGGUAUACCAUCUCCACUCUUGAAGCUCAAAAGCUGGCAAUGGUGGGUUCUUGUGUCCAUAAACAUCUUCUUCCUUAUUGGUGGUCAAGCUGCUUCAGUCCUUCUCGGUAGAUUUUACUACGACGAAGGUGGAAACAGUAAAUGGAUGGCUACUCUUGUUCAAACCGCUGCUUUUCCCAUCCUCUAUAUCCCCCUUUUACUCCUACCUUCUUCUUCUUCGACUGAUUCAGACUCUUCAGAGCCGCCUUGUUCUCUGAAAACCAUUGUCUUGAUCUACGUUCUGCUCGGUGUUAUCAUCGCUGGUGACAACAUGUUAUACUCUGUUGGACUUCUCUACCUCUCUGCAUCGACUUAUUCGCUCAUUUGCGCUACCCAAUUAGCAUUCAACGCGGUCUUCUCUUAUUUCAUCAAUGCUCAGAAGUUCACUGCCUUGAUUCUCAACUCAGUUGUUCUCCUCUCUUUCUCUGCUGCUUUGAUUGCUCUAAACGACGAUGCAGAUGCUCCUUCAGGUGUCUCCAGUUCGAAAUACAUCGUCGGGUUUGUCUGUACACUCGCUGCAUCGGCUCUCUAUUCUCUAUUGCUCUCUCUUAUGCAAUUCUCAUUCGAGAAGAUUCUUAAGAGAGAGACGUUUUCAGUGGUUCUUGAAAUGCAAAUCUACACUUCUUUAGUGGCGACUUGUGUCUCGGUUAUUGGGCUUUUCGCUAGCGGGGAAUGGAGAACGCUGCACGGAGAAAUGAAAGGGUAUCAUCACGGCGAAGCCUCUUAUGUACUGACUCUGGUCGGUACAGCGGUUACAUGGCAAGUUUGUUCUGUAGGAGUGGUGGGUUUGAUAUUUCUGGUGUCGUCUCUCUUCUCAAACGUCAUUAGUACUCUUUCUCUAGCUGUGACUCCACUUGCGGCUUUGGUUGUAUUCAGGGAUAAGAUGAGUGGUGUUAAGAUUAUGUCGAUGCUGAUCGCUCUUUGGGGUUUCGCUUCUUAUGUUUACCAGAAUUAUCUCGAUGACUUGAAAGUGAGACGAGCGAGAAAAUUAGCUCAAGCAGGGAGGACUGAUCCGCUCUGCUGAUUCUUACUGUGAUUCAUUCAGGCAAAGAGGUGUUGAUUUUAGGUUACUAUACUUUAGAUUAAGCAACAAUAAUUGCCACUCGUUGGACAAGCUACUAACUACUAGUCUUGUCAUAUUGUUUCUCUAAUGGUAUUGUUGGGAGGAUGGAGAUUCGAUACAAAAUUUUAAUAGAACAGAUUCAGAAAUGGAAAUUUUGAUCUCGUUGUAUUUCGGUUACAAUGUUACAUAAAAUUUGAGA